GGGGGUAUGGUAAAAAAACCUAUAAAUACUCCUAAUCUAAAACAUUUUUUCAUCUCUUCUCCAAUUCUUUCUAAAUCCUAUUCUUAACUCUCUACUCUCUAAUUCUCUUAUUCUCCAAUAUAUUAUAUUUAUAUAUCUACUUUAUAUUAAUUAUCUACUUAUAAUUUAUAAAUACAUACAUUUUAUUACUUAUAUUUCUUAUCUAAUUAUAUAUUACUUAUACAUUUAUUAUAUCUAUUAAUAUAGUUGGAAUUAUAUCUAAUUAAUUUGAAGUCAUUCUAUUACUCUCAUCCGAAAGACCGAAAGUCCAAAAGAGAUUGCGUGAAUUGUGUGGUUCUACUUCUUUGAUGGGUAGAUUUUUUCAUCAACGAUGUGCAUGUCAUGUUCUAAAUUUAUGUGUGCAAGAUGGUCUAAAAGCGUUGGGAGCAUCUUUGGAGGUAGUCAAGGGGGGAUUAGACGUAUUUGGAGUAAUGGACAACUUAGAAAAAAAUGGCAUGAUUAUUUGAUAGAAAGAGGUGAGAAAUACGUGGCUUUUCCUAAAGAUUUGUCUAUUCAUUGGAAUAUUACAUAUAAGUUAAUUGGAGUUCUUCUUAGACAUAAACAACAUUUUCCUGCUUUUAUGAAACAAUAUGAUAACUAUAUUAUAAACUCGGCUGAGAUCGACACCUGUGAAAAACUUUGUAAUGCUUUGAUAUAUUUUAAUAAUGCAACUGAAACUUUUAUUCAUGUUUAUAAAUCUACCUCAAGCCAAUUUAUUCGUGAAGUUGUUAAUUUCACCGGUUUUUUUUCAAAUUUUCAGAAUGCUGAUUAUGCGAGUGAUUUUGCUAGUUUUAUGAAGGAAAAGUUUUUAAAAUAUUAUUCACAUAUUCCGCAUAUUUAUGGUAUUGCAUUUGUUCUCGAUCCUCGUUUUAGAUUUGGUUCUUUAGAAUAAUGUUUGAAUUAUUAUUAUGCUGAUUUUUUUGGUCCAUUGUCAAUGUAUGAGGACAACCUAAUUGAUCCGAAAAAAGAAUACAACGAGGUUAGUGAUAUAUUUUAUGCAUUAUUUAAUGAGUUUCAUGCACAAUAUGCCAAUGCGCCCCCUCCCCCGAGUCCCCGACACAAACAUCAUCUAAAGGAAAAUCAAUUUUCAAAUCUACAUUUACCAAUCUUAUUAAAAAAAUGAAAUCAACUCCCGCUACGUAACAAAGCACAAUUAAUGAGAUUUCUUUGUAUUUAACAUAUGAUGUUGAUUUUGAAGAAGAUAAUGAUUUUGACGUACUAAACUGGUGGAAGGGAAAAGAAAGAAUGUUCCCGGUUUUAGUAAAGAUGGCUAAGCAAGUGCUAUCAAUUCCGGUUUCAACAGUUGCCGUGGAACAAGAAUUUAGUUCGGCCGGCAAUGUCCUAACGCAAUGUAGAACGAGGUUGAACGUAGAAUUUCUUAAGAUGCUUAUAUGCUACCACGAUUAGUUGAAAGCGGUUCGUAGAGCUCAAGAAAUUGACAUCACCCCAUCCUAACACUUUAUGGAUGAAUCUACAACCGAGGGUGGCUCUACCUAUGUCAGAGAUUUCGAUUGAAUGAUUGAUUAGUAUUUCAUGUUUUAAUUUUAUCUUCCUUGUAAA
Molecule: messenger RNA, 1599 nt
Organism: Cuscuta europaea
Lineage: Eukaryota; Viridiplantae; Streptophyta; Magnoliopsida; Solanales; Convolvulaceae
Source: the annotation of a GenBank genome assembly